UAUCAUAGGGAGUCCUGUCAUUUGAGUCAGGACACACAUGCCUCAGCAGUGAGAGGCUCCACUCCCGUUGGUUGGCCAGCAUCCCAGGGCAGACGCAAAGACAGAUAGAGAGAAAGACUGAGAAUAAGAGAAAAAGGAGGAAAAGUAAUACAGCAAGAAGACAAGUAGACUUGAAAUUGGGAAGAGGAAAAACGCCAAGGAAGUGGAAGUGUCCCUUCAUAGAAAGGAAAAGUAUUUGGAUCAGAAUUUUGGUCAGGGUGGCCCCUCAAAGUUUGUUCUCCCGGUAGUGUAUUUUUAUCCUGAGUGAGCGUGAGAGCUGAGCGGUGUGUGUUUGGACUUGACAGCCAUGGCGGAUCCAGCAGGCUUGCAGAAGGGGCGAGUGGCUCUGACCGAGGUGUCUGACGACGACGAGGAGGUGUCCCUGGUGGCCGCAGCGGUCCAGCCCGCCACCGACAGCGAUGAAGACGACCUUUCAGAAGAUGUGGACCUGGUGCUGGCCACGGGCUCGGGCACCAAGAGUGAGGCGCAGGUAAAUGGGGUCAUGGUGCUGACUCUGCUGGACAAGAUCAUCGGGGUGGUUGACCAGAUCCAGCAGACCCAGAACGGGCUGGAGACCAGACAGCAGGACAUGGAGAAGUCUGUUUCUUGCAUCCAGGGAGAGCUGGCCAAGCUGUCCAAGAGCCACACUGGCACGGCCAACACCGUCAACAAGAUGCUGGACAAGGUGCGCAAGGUCAGCGUCAACGUGAAGACGGUCCGCACCAACCUGGAGAAGCAGGCGGGCCAGAUCAAGAAGCUGGAGAGCAACGAGAACGAGCUGCUCAAGAGACGACACUUCAAGGUUCUCAUCUACCAGGAUGAGAAUAAGGCUGCUAAAGCCUCUCUAAAGUCAUCCAAGGUGGCAGAGAAUGUAGCUGAGGGCUGCUCUGUGGAAGGGGGGCUGGAGCAGAUACCUGAGGAGGGGGGCGAGGCGGCGCUCACUGGCCUCAACUCAGACGAGGAGGUGGAGAUCGAGGAGAUCAUCGAAGAGUCCCGGGCGGAGAAGAUAAAACGCUCCAGCAAGGCGCGCGUGGACAACAUCAAGAAGGCCUUCUCCAAAGAGCAGAGGGAGAAGAGAGCGCAGAAGACCAAGGACAACCUGGAAAAGACCAAGCAGAAGACCAGGGAUAACCUGGAGAAGACCAGGCAGAAGACCCACGACAAGCUAGAGAAGACCAAGCAUAGCCUGGAGAAGAAGAUGGGCAAGCUGGGCAACAAGAUGACCCCCAACAUGGAGCGGAAGGAGAAGCUAAAGGGCUCCAAGGAGAUGUUGAAGAAGUCUCUGACCCCCGACCACACCGUCUACGCCCGCUCCAAGACGACCGUGUACCGCGUGCCGCCCUUCACCUUCCACGUGAAGAAGUUCCGUGAUGGAGACGUGGAAGUGGUGCACACAGAGGGCACAGAGAUGGUGGAGGUGGCCGAGAAUGAGGCCCUGCAGGCGGGAGAGGGAGAUGUGGAGGUGGAGGAGCUGGUAAGAGUAGUAGACACCCCAGAGAUGGCUGCUGUCCUGGAGUUGGAUGAAGAGGAGGAGGAGCUGGUGAGAGUAGACACCCCAGAGAUGGCAGCUUUCCUGGAGGUGGCUGAGGACCAGGUGGCAGAGCAUCUGAUCAGGCUGGAGAGUAAGCUCCCUGUGGUGAAGACAAGCAUGAAGACAACCAGCAAAUAACUUUCUACAGGGCCCAGUAGGAUUGGAAGAAUGAUAUGAUAGAGGGAUGAGGAGAGUAAAGAAGAGGAGAAACAUACUACAUUUGGAUGACAGUGACACAGCAUGCAUGAUAAGGACUGUCGGGACAGUGUUCACAAUCUAUUCAUCUUAUAAUAAAAAUAAUAAUAACAUAGUAUGCCAUUUAGCAGACGCUUUUAUCCAAAGCGACUUAGUCGUACGUGCCUAAAUACAUAUUGUUUGAGAAAAAAAAGUAUUACUCACCAGGAAUUACUUUCAAUGUAGUAUUUGCUGUUCUAGACAAGAACAACAAAAAACUUUAACCAAGGCUCGCAGUUUUGUUUCUUCCUUUCAUAUUUUCUUGUCUUUGUGAAUGACUCUGGUUGGUCUAGUCUGGGAUAUUGCUUGUUGAUAUAAUUGUGUUUAUUUUUUUGUUUUUGAAAUAGAAUAACCACAAUGCUAAUGGAAUAAAUAGUAGUUGCUAUUGUGAUUUGAUGUCCAAUAAUUGCUAACGUAGGAUAUACAGUACAUAACAGUGUAUAUGGAAAUAUCCCCCCUGGGCACAGACGUCAAUUCAACAUCUAUUCCACGUUGGUUCAACGUCAUUUCCUUGAAAUUAUGUGGAAACAAAGUUGAUUCGACCAGUGUGUGCCCAGUGUUGGGGUGUCUUGAGAUUUUUUGAUUUGAUGGUCGGUGGUCAUGUGAUGUGCAGGUCAGAGAAAUUAAGUUUUGACAAAUGAAGAGUAAGAGCACAAACUGGAAACAUCUAAAGAUGGUUUCAACGUGCAUGGGGAGUGACACAGGGGACCCUCUUUUCCUUGGCUGAAGAGUUUACAGAUCAGUUAAACAAAUGUUCACAGCCAUUUUGAGCAGCCAGAUUUCCACUGUAUGAGUGGGCAUACAAGCUCUGUCAACAUGUCAAGGUUUUGAAAGGACGAGAUAGAUAAGAUAAGGAUAAAGAUUUAAGCUAGUUUUCAUUUUUCUUAGAGGAGCACUAUGAAGCUUUCAUUUCUGAUCAACAGUGUGGCCCUAAUGGUUGAUUGUUUUCAUUUUGGAGGACCGAGAGGGAGGGUCACGGCAAAUGCAAUAUUAAAAAGACGAGGAAAAGACUCACUGAUAGGCAUAAAUGGAACUAUUUUUGUGCGUGUGUAACGUUUCAGCCACAAAUCCUGAGCCAAUCAGGGAAAAACUAGUGUACCUUUAAAUUAUGUUAUGGGGUGGAUGGGUGCCAGGUGUGUAAAGUAAUCCUCUUUAAAUAUUUCAAAAGUUUUUCACGUAAAAAACAGGAUCGCAACAGAUCCUAUUUUUUGUUGUUGUUUUGAAACAGAGAACGAGAAGGAUGAAGGAUUAGUGACGACUUGAAAGAGAUCUGAAUUUAGUUGCAUAGUUUUGCCUUCCUUUUUUUAAAGAAUGUUUCAUCAAGUUUCUAAGUUGUACUAUAUUGUGAUAUCUGGAAAAUCGUUAUCUUACUCUCAGUUUUAAGUUACCAGUGUAACCACCAAACUACCUGGUUGUUACUAGGGCUGGUCACUGAUCAAAGGUUCCUAGUGCCGUCGUUCUGUAGAAGUUAACUUGUUUCCUUGUUUUUUCUCUCACUGUGCUUACAUGAUAACGUUCAUAAAAAUACAAAUAAAAAAAAACAUUUUUAAUUGUACUGACACACAUUGUACAACUGUGUGCAUGUAUGCUCAUUGUGCUACAAGACUCAUGCAUGUACUGUACAUAUAUGCUAUAACAAGCACAGACAUAACUGUGUUAACCUGCCACGUUACUGUUACUCCAGAGGCUUCUCUCCUGGAAGAGGAGUCUGUCUGAGAUUGACAGAGCCUUGCUUAUUGAAUCUAUCACCAUGGCCACAGCUAACGACAGGAUAUAUCCAGCACUUCACCUGGACUGCAUUGGGUGCUGUAAUUGUGGGGAGACAAAGGAGAGAAUCUUGUAAGAACCCCUCCAGCACAGGUCAAUGUGCCAGGUGACAGUUAAAUGAAAGUCUAUAGUGACAUACAGAAAUGUAAGUGCUAUCCAAUUUUGUUUGUGCCGGCAGCAAAGGUGAACAAAUAAAAUACAUGUCUGUUCCUGGACCUCA
Molecule: messenger RNA, 3791 nt
Organism: Oncorhynchus mykiss (rainbow trout)
Lineage: Eukaryota; Metazoa; Chordata; Actinopteri; Salmoniformes; Salmonidae
Product: caveolae-associated protein 1
Biological process (GO): termination of RNA polymerase I transcription; transcription initiation at RNA polymerase I promoter
Cellular component (GO): cytoplasm; caveola
Molecular function (GO): rRNA primary transcript binding
Source: RefSeq, a predicted model, not a curated record